This is a messenger RNA of Andrographis paniculata, 773 nucleotides long. RefSeq names its product putative lipid-binding protein AIR1B. Bases 82 to 489 code for a protein of 135 amino acids. The record is from RefSeq and is a predicted model, not a curated record. NCBI's taxonomy places the organism in Eukaryota, Viridiplantae, Streptophyta, Magnoliopsida, Lamiales, Acanthaceae. The transcript has a single exon.
UACCAAUUCCCAUCAAAUUAAACACACUAAUUCAUCAUUCAAUUAACUAAUUCCAAAACCCUAAUUCUAAGUUCUUCUACAAUGGCUUCUAAAGCAGCUGCCCUAAUUUUUAUCCUUUCGAAUAUUCUCUUCUUUGCAAUGGUGGCCUCAUCAUCAGAUCUUUCAACUGAGUGCCUAAGCUGCACCAAGCCAGUCAAUCCCGAUCACCAUCACGGCAGCCAUGGCGGCGGCGGCAAGUGCCAGACUCUAAACUUGGGUGUGUGUGCCAAUGUGCUGAACCUGGUGAAAUUGAAGAUUGGAAAACCUCCAAAGGAGCCUUGCUGCAGCCUGAUCCCUGGCGUGCUCGAUCUCGAGGCUGCCCUCUGCCUCUGCACCAACAUCAAACUCGACGUCUUGAACCUUGUUAAGCUCAACCUACCACUCUCACUCGAAUUGCUCGUGGCCCUCUGUGACAUUAAGCUUCCCAAAGGCUUCAAAUGCCCAUCUUAAUUGGAGAUUUCGAUCAAUCUACCUCGAUGUUUUGCAAUAUCUAUUUUACUUUUUUGGUUGUUUGUUGGUUUAUUCAUUUUAAUCUGGUCUAGGGUUUGUUUGUUGUCGUCGUUAUCUUCGUCGCUAUGUUCUGUAAUAACAUUGCUGGCUGUAUAGAAGGUUUCUGGCCUUCUAGCACAUGAGUCAGUAAUGGAUUUUUAAUUAGCCUUUGCACUUUUUAUUAAAUUGAAUGUUUCUUUAAAUUGAAGGUUUUUCGAAUAAAUAUCUAAUAAAAUAUCUAUUUA